Molecule: messenger RNA, 429 nt
Organism: Fraxinus pennsylvanica
Lineage: Eukaryota; Viridiplantae; Streptophyta; Magnoliopsida; Lamiales; Oleaceae
Source: the annotation of a GenBank genome assembly
AUGCAAGGAUGUGUUCGGCAAGUGGCACUUUUGAAUCCAAGUGGUGCAUCAGAUAAAGAUAUCAUGUUUCGAGCCAAAAUGAUAUUAUCUCACCAGAAUUACGAGAAAUUGUUCAAAUUUGAGCACGUUCCACCUAUGCUUAAAGAUGUCAAAAAAUUUGGAGAUGAAGUUAACACGGCUAGAGUAACCUACCAUGGAAAAAACGUUGUUAAAAUUGCAUCGUCAUGGCCAGCUUCAUCAUCAGAGGAUCGCACCUCAACGCAUUCAACAUCCUCUGAAUUCUCUUCGUUUUCUCUCAAUAUAAACGAAGACAAUAUUGACGAUACUUCAACUCAACGAUCUAUAGGGGUAAAAAAAGGAAAACUAAAAAGGAAAAAUGAAGACGAAGGUAUAAAAUUACUGGAAUCCAUUAAAGAAGAGAAUCGAUAA